Molecule: messenger RNA, 4603 nt
Organism: Cercocebus atys (sooty mangabey)
Lineage: Eukaryota; Metazoa; Chordata; Mammalia; Primates; Cercopithecidae
Gene: ZNF860
Product: zinc finger protein 860
Biological process (GO): regulation of DNA-templated transcription
Source: RefSeq, a predicted model, not a curated record
UCACUGCACUCCAGCCUGGGCGACAGAGCCAGACUCCGUCUUAAGAAAAAGAAAGAAAGAAAAACAAUUUUAAACGUAAAUAGAAUGACUGUAAAUCUAACAGCCAUGACAGACCAUGUAAAGAUUUUGGGAAUGAAGAUAUGCAUGAUUGGAGAAAUAAGAUAAACACAUUAUACCUCUUGAAAUAAUGGACAGAAUCAGUAGUUCCUAGUAGGGAGCUGACUACCCCAUCUUCUUCUCCACACAGGCCUGGGGGGCUGGUCUGGAGUUUCCAGUAGUUGCUUCUGAGGCUCCCUCCUCUAGCUAGAAAGCCUUGGGAGGAUGUUCAUGGACCAGCAAGUAAGUGAGUGGACAUUGACUUCAUUGGCCAGAUGACAGGAAUGAAGCUUGUCCACAAGUAGAGAGAAAAUUAUCACAACCAGAUCACUCUCUGAUAUCAACUUGGUCAUAUCUGUGUUAGAAACAUGUGAUCUGAUGUGUUGUACAUCCCAAAUAAUAAUAAUAACAGCUAAUGUAUAUUGAGCACUAUGUGCUACACUCUGCUUUAAGAGUUUUACACAUAAUGACUCAUUAAAUCCUCACAACAACCACAUGAGGAGAUCUAUAGUUCUUACUCCCAUUUUACAGGCAGAGGAAACUGAAUUGAAGAGAGGUUCAGCAACAUCCUCCAAAUUCUGGUGGAGCCAGGAUUUGAACUUAGGCAAUUUGGUUACUGAGCCUGAGUUCUUAGCCACUGUAUUAUAACACUGCUUCGUAAUGAAUCCAGUUUCAUUUCCUCUACUUAAGGAAACUGCAGAAAGCACAACUCAGUGCCUGGAAUUCCGUUCCCUGUUAUAUUUUUAUGCAUUUAGGAAUUGAUCCUCUCAUUACCACUCUGAGAGAAGCAGUACAGGUGUUCGGGCCCCCAGCACCCAGCCACGGAGCCUGAACACAGUCAUACUCAAUACAUGUUUAUUGCAUGAUAAAUGAAGCCCAGUUUUACUGAGGAAGAAACAGAAACUCAAAGAGGAGGAGCUGAUGCUGAACCAAGGCCUUCUGACUCCAAGUCCAGUGUUCUUGCUGCCUGAACUUCAGCUGUGAUGUGUACAUGCAGCCUUACCAUCCAAUGGGAAGAAGAAAAUACCAGAAUUAAGUCACUCUAGGAAAGCCAGCUGCCAUGACAUAAGGAUACUCAGGCCACCAAUGGACAGCCCAGGCAGAGGCAUGAAGGUGUGCCAGCCAUUGUGUCAGUCACCUUAUAAGCAGAUUUUCUGAGACCUGCUAACGGCCAUGUGAGUGACCUUGGUUGUGGGUUGUCACCAGUCAAGCCUUGAGAUGACUGCAGCCAUGACCCACAGCUUGACUACAACCCAUGGGAGACACUGAGCUAGGAAAACCCAGCUGAAAUGCCUCCAGACCCCUGACCCACAGCGACUGUGAGAUAAUCAGUGUUUGUUGCCUUGAUCCACGAAGUUGGUGAUAAUUUGUUUCUCGACAACAGAUAACUAAUACAGACCCGGAAGCGGAUCGCCUCAGUGAAGGUCACAUUGCAGCGCUAUUGAUUUCUAAAGACUCAUGUUACGUGAUGAAGCAGCUCAGAAGAGGAAAGAAAAGGAGCUAGGCAUGGCUCUUCCUCAGGGACACUUGACUUUUAGGGAUGUGGCUAUAGAAUUCUCUUUGGAGGAGUGGAAAUGCCUGGACCCUGCGCAGAGGGCUUUAUACAGGGCCGUGAUGUUGGAGAACUAUAGGAACCUGCAUUCUGUGGAUAUCUCUUCCAAAUGCAUGAUGAAGAAGUUCUCGUCAACAGGGCAGGGCAAUACAGAAGUGUUCCACAUGGGGACAUUGGAAAGACAUGAAAGUCAUCACAUUGGAGAUUUUUGCUUCCAGGAAAUUGGGAAAGAUAUUCAUGACUUUGAGUUUCAGUGGCAAGAAGAUGAAAGAAAUAGCACAGACAGAUGUGAUCGAAGGCAUGCUGGAAACAAGCCUAUUAAAGAUCAGCUUGGAUUAAGCUUUCGUUCACAUCCUCCUGAACUCCACACAUUUCAGACCAAAGGGAAAGUUGGUAAUCAAGUUGAGAAGUCUAUCAACGAUACUUCCUCGGUUCCAACGUCCCAAAGAAUUUCUUCUAGGCCCAAAAUCCAUAUUUCUAAUAACUAUGAAAAUAAUUUCCUCCAUUCGUCAGUACUCACACAAAAACAGGGAGUACACAUGAGAGAAAAAUGUUUCCAAUAUAAUGAGAGUGUCAAAGCCUUUAAUUGUAGCUCACUCGUAAGGAAACAGCAGAUAAUCCAUUUAGGAGGGAAACAAUAUAAAUGUGAUGUAUGUGGCAAGGUCUUUAAUCAGAAGUGAUACCUUGCAUGCCAUCAUAGAUGUCACACUGGCAAAAAACCUUACAAUGGCAAGGUUUUUAAUCAACAGUCAAAUCUUGCAAGUCAUCAUAGACUUCAUACUGGAGAGAAACCUUACAAAUGUGAAGAAUGUGACAAAAUUUUUAGUCACAAAUCAAAUCCUAAAAGACAUAGGAGAAUUCAUACUGGAGAGAAACCAUACAAAUGUAGGAUUUGUGACAAGGCUUUCAGGCGUGAUUCACACCUGGUACAACAUACUAGAAUUCACACUGGAGAGAAACCUUACAAGUGUAAUGAAUGUGGCAAAGCCUUUAGUGGGCAGUCAACACUUAUUCACCAUCAAGCAAUCCAUGGUGUAGGGAAACUUUAUAAAUGUAACGACUGUCACAAAGUCUUCAGUAAUGCUACAACCAUUGCAAAUCAUUGGAGAAUCCAUAAUGAAGAGAGAUCUUACAAGUGUAAUAAAUGUGGCAGAUUUUUUAGACGUUGUUCAUAUCUUGCAGUUCAUUAGUGAACUCAUACGGGAGAGAAAACUUACAAGUGUCAUGAGUGUGGCAAGACCUUCACUCAGACGUCAUCCCUUGUAUGCCAUCGUAGACUUCAUAUUGGAGAGAAACCUUAGAAGUGUAAUGAGUGUGGUAAGACCUUCUGUCACAAUUCAGCCCUUGUAAUUCAUAAGGCAAUUCAUACCAGAGAGAAACCUUACAAGUGUAAUGAAUGUGGCAAGGUUUUUAAUCAACAGGCAACCCUUGCACAUCAUUAUAGACUUCAUACUGGAGAGAAACCUUAUAAAUGUGAAGAAUGUGACAAAGUUUUCGGUCGCAAAUCACACCUUGAAACACAUAAGAGAAUUCAUACUGGAGAGAAACCUUACAAGUGUAAUGAGUGUGGCAAAGCCUUUAGUGGGCAGUCAACACCAUCAAGCAAUCCGUGGUAUAGGGAAACUUUACAAAUGUAAUGAUUGUCACAAAGUCUUCAGUAACACUACAACCAUUGCAAAUAAUUGUAAAAUUCAUCAUGAAGAGAGAUCUUACAAGUGUAAUAAAUGUGGCAGAUUUGUCAGACAUCAUUCAAAUCUUGCAGUUCAUCAGCAAACUUAUACUGGAGAGAAACCUUACCAGUGUAAUGAGCGUGGCAAGACCUUCAGUCAGACGUCAUCCCUUGUAUGCCAUCGUAGACUUCAUACUGGAGAGAAACCUUACAAAUGUGAAGAAUGUGACAAAGUUUUCAGUCACAAAUCACACCUGGAAACACAUAAGAGGAUUCAUACUGGAGAGAAACCUUACAAAUGUGAACAAUGUGACAAAGUUUUCAGUCGCAAAUCAAACCUUGAAAAACAUAGGAGAAUUCGUUUUGGAGACAAACCAUACAAAUGUAAGGUUUGUGACAAGGCUUUCAGGCGUGCUUCACACCUGGCACGGCAUACUAGAAUUCACAUUGGAGAGAAACCUUACAAGUGUAAUGAGUGUGGCAAAGCCUUUAGUGGGCAGUCAACACUUAUUCACCAUCAAGCAAUCCCUGGUAUAGGGAAACUUUACUAAUGUAAUGAUUGUCACAAAGUCUUCAGUAACACUACAACCAUUGCAAAUCACUGGAGAAUCCAUAAUGGAGAGAGAUCUUACAAGUGUAAUAAAUGUGGCAGAUUUUUCAGACAUCGUUCAAACCUUGCAGUUCAUCAGCGAACUCAUACUGGAGAGAAACCUUACAAAUGUGAUGAUUGUGGCGAGGUCUUCAGUCAAGCUUCAUCUUAUGCUAAACAUAGGAGAAUUCAUACAGGAGAGAAACCUCACAGGUGUGAUGAUUGUGGCAAAGCCUUUACUUCACAUUCACACCUCAUUAGACAUCAGAGAAUCCAUAUUGGACAGAAAUCUUACAAAUGUCAUAAGCAUAGCAAGGUCUUCAGUCAGAAGUCACUCCUUGCGGAACAGCAGAAAAUUCAUUUUUGAGAUACUUAUUCCAAAUGCAAUGAGUAUAGCAAACCAUCAAGCAUUAAUUGACAUUAGAGUCAAUUCAGCAUUGACUUGAGUUUGAGUUGACUUGACAUUGAGUUCAAGCAUUAAUUGACAUUAAAGUGUUUAUGUUAAGAGGAUUGGGCUGGGCAGGGUGGCUCAUGCCUGUAAUCCCAGCACUUUGGGAGGUCAAGACGGAUAGAUCACUUGAGAUCAGGAGUUUGAGACCAGCCUGGCCAACAGACGUGAGCCACUUUUCCCAGCCUGUUUUUUGUUUCUUUAUCAAAAAUGGAUAGGGAUUUUUAUGGGUAUUGUGUUGAAUCUAAA